Messenger RNA from Saccoglossus kowalevskii, 1047 nucleotides. Its product is annotated as plexin-A4-like. Gene Ontology annotation, molecular function: semaphorin receptor activity; protein binding. NCBI's taxonomy places the organism in Eukaryota, Metazoa, Hemichordata, Enteropneusta, Harrimaniidae. Gene Ontology annotation, biological process: semaphorin-plexin signaling pathway; regulation of cell migration. Gene Ontology annotation, cellular component: plasma membrane; semaphorin receptor complex. The record is from RefSeq and is a predicted model, not a curated record.
AUGUCCAGUCAGUAUACUUUCUCUCUUCUGAUACUCAUCUUCUCAUUCGUCAAUAAUUAUGCCGAAGUUGCAAAUUUUACUCUGGAUUCUCUGGAAUUUAAUCACAUGACUGUACAUGACAUCACUGGUGAUGUAUACAUUGGUGGUGUUGAUUACAUCCACAGACUAGAUGAAGAUUUACUACUCAUCUCCAAUAUAACAACUAAACCUGAUGAUGAAACUGAUAACUAUAAUAAGAUAUUAUCGAUUAACUAUAAUGACAACAAUCUGGUUACAUGUGGCAGUGACAAGGGAUGGUGUCAGAUUAGAAACUUGACUGAUUUAUCAGUGUUAGGUGAUAGUGAUAAAUAUGUUGCUGCACCAAAUGUGGAAGACUCUACUGUGGGAUUUGUAGCACCAGGUUAUGAUGAUAAACCUAUGUUGUAUGUUGGUACAUCAAAACGAGGAUUGGUCUAUGAUGGGGUUGAAGCUGUUAGUGGAAGGCAACUUGAAGAAGCUUUGUUUCAUACAAUUUUCGAAUCUCAAUAUAAGCAAACUGCUGUAGGGAUAAGUUCAAUUUAUCAUGGAGAGUACUUUGUGAUUUAUAUUCAAGGUUUUAGCUAUGAUGGAUUUAGUUACUUUCUGGUUGUACAAAAAUUGUAUAGAUCUGAUAAUUCAUAUAUAACUAGGAUUGUUCGUGUAUGUCAAGAGAGAGAUGACAACUACUACCAGUCAUACACUGAAGUAACUUUACAGUGUGAUGGUCGUGAUAGUACGUCAUAUAAUCUACUACAAGCAGCCCAUGUCAUGAGACCAGCAUCAGAUCUAGUUACGUCACUAUCACUGGAGGACGGUGAACAUGUACUAUUUGCUGUGUUUGCCAAAGGAGAAACACCACAGGAUUUAACACCAUUACAACAAUCUGCAGUGUGUAUGUAUAAAAUGACAGACAUUGAACAAGCCUUCACUGAUGCUAUAUCUGGAUGUGUUGAUCCGGGUGGUGAUGAUUAUGAAUUAUAUUAUAUCCAAGGAUCAACAUGUCCUGGCACUGUACAUAUUAAUGUACAG